Cavia porcellus (domestic guinea pig) is the source of this 927-nucleotide messenger RNA. RefSeq names its product steroid 5 alpha-reductase 2 (gene Srd5a2). The transcript has 5 exons. Gene Ontology annotation, molecular function: 3-oxo-5-alpha-steroid 4-dehydrogenase activity. Lineage: Eukaryota; Metazoa; Chordata; Mammalia; Rodentia; Caviidae. The coding region runs from base 46 to 810 and encodes 254 amino acids. The record is from RefSeq and is a predicted model, not a curated record. Gene Ontology annotation, cellular component: membrane. Gene Ontology annotation, biological process: steroid metabolic process.
GUGUCUUCUGCGCGGACUGCAGUCACCCGCGGCGAAGGAGGCACGAUGCCAGUUCAGUGUCAGGAGAGUGCAGUACUGGCAGGUAGUGUCACUUUGAUCACCAUAGGGGCAAUGACUCUGUGCUUCGCGGAGCCCUCGCCCUACGGGAAGUACAGCAAGAGGUCUGCGCCCGAGGCUAAGCGCCUGCCCGCCCGCGCCGCCUGGUUCCUGCAGGAGCUGCCUUCCUUCGCGGUACCAGUAGGGAUCCUUGUCCAGGAGCCUGGCUUUGUCUUCGGACCUCCCCAAACUGUGCUUCUGGGGCUCUUCUGCGGACAUUACUUCUACAGGACUUUUAUUUACUCACUUCUCACUAGAGGAACGCCCUAUCCAGCCUCCUUCCUUCUCCGAGGAAUAGUCUUCUGCAUUGGCAAUGGACUCCUUCAAAGCUACUAUCUCAUUUACUGUGCAGAGUACCUGCAAGAGUGGUACACAGAUGUUCGGUUUAGCUUGGGUAUCUUCCUAUUUAUUUUGGGAAUGGGAAUCAACAUUCAUAGCGACUAUGCCCUGCGCCAGCUCAGAAAGCCUGGAGAAGUCAUCUACAAGAUCCCACAAGGUGGCUUGUUCACAUACGUUUCUGGAGCGAAUUUCCUCGGCGAGAUCACUGAAUGGAUUGGUUAUGCCUUGGCCACUUGGUCUAUUCCAGGGUUUGCUUUUGCAUUUUUCACGCUUUGUUUCCUCGGGAGCCGAGCUGUUCACCACCACAGGUUCUACCUCAAGAUGUUCGAGGACUACCCUAAAUCUCGGAAAGCCCUUGUUCCGUUUAUCUUUUAAGGAAACAACUUCAAGAGAAGCAAGACUUCCAUAAUACCAGUAAAAACCGUCAAGCUGCUAAAACUGUGAUGUGUAAAGUCCUACUAUAUGCAUAUAUUAAAUAUAUACCUACAUGUA